AUGGCGCAAGGACCGGCCGGCAACGGCUUCAGCUCCUUUAAAGGAGACAGCGAUAAUAAGCAUGGUGCCGACAAGAUUCUCACAGCGGGCCCGAGUACAUGGCAGUCGGCCCAGACCAACUUGGUGCAUGAGCUGCGGUGUCUGGUGCAUGCCAGGGAUAUGGCCCUUGCCGAACAGCGAGCGCGACAUGUCAAAGAGUCGAUCCUUGUGCGGGAGCAGCAACGAACUUUGGCAACAGACGACCCUGUGUUUAUUGGGAAAACGGCGAAGCUGCUUCGAGCUGCGGAUGAUGUCGCUGGCGGGCCAGCAAUCAACUCGCCUCUUUCCGUCUCUCCGGUCACGUCACGGCCCGCCUCUCCCAUCCUAACCGCCGCUAAUCAAAACGCGGUUGACCAUUCUCUGGAGGAUAGCACCUGCUGCGCAAAAAGAGGCGAUGGGUUGUCAUCGGAACGUGACACAAUGGCAGACACCAGUAAGCCUCCUGACACAGACGAUCUAACCGAUUCGAACAACGGAAACGGGACAACUCUCGCCUUCACCGGGUGUAGAGGCGGAACGGCAAACGACAACAACUGGGAGUCUCGAAAGGGAUCUCCUCCAUCGCCAUCUAUCAUUGCCGCCAAGAGCAAUGAGGAGAGCACCGCGAGGACGUGCUCACGAUGCGUUAAACUGCAGCACGAGCUUGUCACGGCACUGACGGAUCGCACUCUAGUCGAAGCGGAGCUCGUUUCUUUGCGGAGAGCAAGUUCAUGGGUUGAUACGGGAUGGGAAGGCGAGUCCGCUGGCGGUGCUGUCGAUCGGAAGGAACUCGGUGAUCUACACACGGGUGGACCAGGUGGAACUGUAAGGGUAGUCGACGACGCUGAAAACAAUGCCCCGAGGUCACCCUGCGAAGAACUCGGCAACAAUGACCAAGGUCUUGACCUUCACGUCGAAAUAGAGCGUUUGGAAAGCCUGGUGUCCCGUGCCGACCAGGGUGCGCCUCUUUCCGAUCUCGAUGCAAUAGCCGUGGACAGCGAAGGGCUGCAGAUGCAGGAACUGUCUCGGCGGCGCCUCUUGCGACUGGGAGCUGAGGCUGACCUUCGAGCAGCUCGUGCAAAGCUCGACAUGCUCUUGCCCACGGCAACGAUGCCGGCGCCCACGCCAGAUAUGGCGAAGGGUGACACGGAGCGGCAAGGGGCCGGGGUAACGCCUCUACAGCAAAAUGGUAGUAUCCACCGUGACGUCAUCCAAGAAGAAACAGGGAGCGGAGCAGGUCAACAUUGUGACACCAAACAAACUUCGAAAAAAGGGGGCGAGUUCCCACCAACAAACGCCGUUCCACCGAAAGGAGGUCAGGGUUCCUCGGCGAUCGGACGGGGAAGACGUGGUCGAGGACGAAGCAGUGGCGGUCUGCAGUCUGAGCGUGGUGCCGUAUCUAACCGCGAAAAACUCAGCGGUCGAGUCCAGGGUGUUGCUGGCCCUCCCAAGCAGGCGCUCGGCUCUCGAACUGCCGAUGAAGGGACGACGACAACGCGUAAGGCAACACCACGAACGCAAAUUGAAGAUGGUCGCCAUCCUUCUCAAAAGGAUGCUGGACCCAAGGCCAGGCUCACGAAGGGCAGUGGUAAGAAGACAGGGGGGCCGACGAAUGACCGUCAAAAAAUAGUUGUGGUAGAGAAGGAGGGCCAGGAAAAGCUGCGAAACUCUCCACCCCAGCCCGACACCAGUAGGCCACACGAACGCGAUGAUCCGAACAAAGUCACGGUCAACGACAACGCGAAGCGUUUAAGUGUUUCCUUAGUAGAGGGACAGCUGCAGGGGGAGGGAGAGGCUUCUAAGAGCUCCCUCACCAAAGAUGGCAACCAAGCACCUGGAGGGGACGAAACGACAAUACGAGAGGCCGAAAGCUCUUUGACUGGCGGAAAUGGCUGCGCUAAGGCUGAUCCUACGGUGGGAAUCGUGGCGAAUGCUUCAGAACCUCCCCCACCCACUGUGCCCACCGAGGUUAAGAACGAUGUUGGAGACGGGAAAAGAGGGGCCAUGACGCCCACGAAACACGGACGAGCUAAAGGGACAACGAAACAAGAUCGCGGGAAAGCUGCACGUUCAUCGCCCAGCAAACUUACAAAGGGUGCCGUUGUCCGAAAACCACCGAACCGGUUAACCGGAGAGAAAGCUAAGACAAAAUCUGCUUCGACGGCUGAAUCGGCGGCCCCUACGCGCAGCCUGACGGCCACGGAGGAACAACAAUUCUCCAGGGAGACUGCAACCGAAGAUGCCACGGGCUCUUCGCUUCCGACGUCGGCCCCAGUAGACCCAGGCGUUACUGUAGAGGAGAUGGAGGAUGUGCAGAAACAGGAAGGGAGGGCUGAAAAACACGGCGACUCGCUUUGUGGGACACAGGAGGAGUUAACUUGCCUUGACACCACGCACAAAACGGCCGGAGACGAGGGAGUCGAACAAGAUGUAAGGGCGAGGGGUCCUAUCGUCAACGAAGAAGGCGUGGACAUACCGGCCACUGGGGCGUCAGCCCGAAGGGAAUCCAUUUCCCAGGAGAAGCGAAAGCUCGCAGGGCCGGCCGAUGGAGGAGAGGCCGGAGACAACUUGGUCACAGAGGAUGGAGAUGGUACAAUAGAGGGAUAUUGUGGUGGUGGUGCCGUCGUUGUGUCGGAGGAUGCAGAUCCUGGCCGUACCGUCGGCGGUGCUGAUCUCCAUCUUCGGGGUGUUGUAGAUCUGGCCGAGGUGCUGCGAGUUGAGGUCGACAAGCUGAGGUUGGAAAAGGCAGAGCUUGAGGAUACCAUAGCUCAACUUAACGUGGCAGCCGCUCAGCUGUACCUCGUGGAGUAUGAGCAGAUGAAGGCGAAGUGCCGUCAGCUGAAAAGGGUUGUUUUCGGGCCUGCUUCUAGACCGGCCAACGCGGAAUCGGCGUAUGGCCACUCAUGCCAAGAAGUAAUGCACCGAUUGAAGGUGAUUGGCGUCAAGUUCUUCCGACGAAGGAUUGGCGGCGUGAUGGGAGAGAAGUUUUUCCCGGACGGUCUGGCCAGGGCGUUAACACUCAUCGGUCGACCGCGGAUGACGCAGGGGUCGCAAACGGCGCCCGUAGAUCGACUUGGGCCACUCUCACGAAAUGGAGGCUCUCCAGGUUUACCCAGAAGCAGAGACGUUCACGUCCAGGUUGCCGGGGGUAUCGACGUGGAAGACGAGCCUUUGAUGGAACAGCAGGUGUACGGUCUGCUAGGCAAACUAGAUCUCCUGCUGAAGCGACGCGAAGACGUGCUGUGGGCGUACCAUCGAGAGGCAGAGGAAGGAGCCCGAGAGGCCAGGGCCCUCCUUGCUUCAGCUGCAGCUCAGCACCACCCAGGCCAAGCUUGGGGAGUGUCUCGCCCGCCAAAUGUCCGACAACUUAUCGGUGGACGGGAGGGCCCGGCGGGAGCACCGCGACCAGCCAUCAACCCAACGAACCUUCUCUUCACGGCCGCCGUAGUCCUUGACAGCGUGGCAGCAGCGGCCGCUGGACCCACCCCAGAACCUACCGUCUCAUCAGCACCCACCCCAGAGAAAAUUCCUUCAGCUAGUGGUGGCAGCGAGAGCCGUCGGCAGAGGUACUCGCCAGCAGAAAAGGCGCUUCUGGAGCUUGCAGACGAAGUAGUCGCUGCGCUCGACGUGGAGCAGCGGCGAUCGGACGCUUCGGCCGAACGCCGACGCCUUGCGGUGGAUAGGCAUAACAACUCCGGGGACAGCCGAUUUCAAGCACUGGGGCGGCCACCGCUAGGAGUGCCUCCUCUGAUUUGGGCAAUGGAGAUCCACCUGGUGGGAAAGCUAGCCAGGGCGUUUAGGACCGCGGUUGAGGCGCGUGGAUUCGAGCGAGAGGUGGAAGACGCGAACUUGGUGGCGGCGGUCACGCUGGGACGAUCGUCGCCACCCUCAUCCAAUGGCGGCAAAAACGAUUCCGGUCCCCCCUGGCACCUGGAGCAUCGUAUGUUGUCCGUUCUUCGGGGAGACGAGGAAGAGGAGAGGGAGCGCCUACAACGGGCCCGGCGUGAAUUUGAAAACACCGAAAGUUGCACGAUGGCCGCCAACAACCAACGGGAGCAGCAGCGGUUCGGAUGGGGUGCUGAUACCUAUUCCCCGCGCCGGAUUUACCGUCCCAUGACGGGCAAUGUUGGGACGGAUGAAGGCCAACCGAAGUAUGGCUCAUCCCCGACAACCUCGCCGAGGAGGAAAGAGGGCCUCGCGCGAGGACAGCAGUCCAGACCUGACUCGACAAAGGGUCGAACCGGUGUCCGAGACGGCCGUCACGCCUCCACCUUCAAUCGGCCCGGGACCAUGGCGCGUGGUUCUACCUUUGAAUCCAAAGCUAAGCAGCAGUGCAGCAGCAGCAGGACCGUCGACGGAAACACUCGAGAUCUCCAGAACCAAGAUCAGCGUGAGCAGCAGCGACAAGACUCGGCCGCGGUUGCUCGCGUUGAGGCCGCAGUUUUCGACACUGUCAGGCCGUCCCGUCUGCACCCCAGGCCAGGCUCGGCAUCGUUCGAGGGCCGUAGUGGCCGGGUCGGGUUCUACGAAGGGUGCAGCACCUUGGCGGCGACUGAACGCCUUCGUCCCCAAAGUGCGCGCCUACCCGAAGCGCAUGACAAGUUUCUAGGUGAAGGAGGAAGAACCACCGUUGGUGGCCACACGGGGGCUUCCCACGCCAUGCCUUCGGAUGCUCAUCGCAGCGGGCGGCGGGCGUUCGAAGGCAACUCGACAUCUGGACCAAACGGGGAGGAGCGGCCGGUACGCACGACUAUGACCACCGUCGCUCUCACCGCGAACACCACGGCCCGCCGUCCUGCCAGCGCUGGCGGGCGCGUUGUGGACACACGCACCUGGUCUUCAAACAGCAAUGUGGUCGAAGCAGGCACCGGCGUGUUUCGCUGCCGUCCAAACAAGACGACUCGUGCGGCUGUUCGGUUUGAAGCCUCUGCCACUGAAGGUGGCGUAUCAUCUUCGCAGCUCGUUCCGACGCAUCCUGGGGCGGUCCCCCAGUUCCUGCUCCGGAAAGAACGGGAGUUGUUGGAGGCCCACCGGCAUAAGCAGGCGGCGGUGAAUGGGCGAUUUGAGGUCGUCCCCGACCAGGGCGACGAUAUCGGUGGUUGUGGCGACGAGGGUGUUUCCGGAUAUGCUGCUGGGGGCUCGGGGGGUGAUAUUAAAUCAGAUAGACGAGUUAUGAAUGCAUCGGAGAUUAGUGAUCGGUGGGGUAGAGAGAUAGGCGACACGCUUGAGCAAGGAGGUGACGGUGGUAGCGGCGCCUACGGCGGCAGGGUACUGUUGUCUUCCGUGAGGCUGGAGGAUUCUAUGGACGGGGAGGGAUUGAUGCCGGAUGCCGGCGAGCAGGCUUUCUUUGACGCUUGGAAGCCGACGGGGUACGAUAUCGACCUCAGUCGGUACGACUGA
Messenger RNA from Ectocarpus siliculosus, 5418 nucleotides. The record is from the annotation of a GenBank genome assembly. NCBI's taxonomy places the organism in Eukaryota, Phaeophyceae, Ectocarpales, Ectocarpaceae.